CACCUCGCCAUGCCUACAGAAUUAGAAGAGCUGGUGGAGUUUCUCCACCAUGGAAACACGCAGAUCCGUCAGGUUGCUGCGGACCAUCUCGUCGGAUACUCACAGUCACACACUAGCCUAUUCAAACGCGACCAGUUGACGCCUAUCAAAGGCCUCAAGCUCCUUGUCAAGGACUAUGCGCCCAUAGCGAAGAAUGCCCUUACGAUCCUCAUCAACAUUUCCCACGAUAGCGAAGUCCUCAAGUCUCUCGCAAAGGACGAUGCUUUCCUGGAAACGCUAUUAUCACGGAUAACCAGCAAGAAAGAGCAAAAUGCAAACGAGAUGGCGAUGCUGCUAGCUAACAUGGCAAAAGACGAUUCGCUACAACGAGUCCUUGAACUAAGGCGCGACAUACCAAAGGAGUUGUCAACAUCAAAAUGGGCCAUUGACCAGCUGCUAGACUGCUUUGUCAAAGGCGCCGAAGGAAGCUACAACAAGCACGCCGAUUUCGACUACCUAUCCUACUUCUUCGCAGACCUUGCAAAAUUCCCACAAGGACGCACUUACCUCACCUCCCCGCAGCCCCACGACUCCAACAUCAUUCCCCUGACCAAACUCCAAGUCUUCACCUCCCAUGCCUCGCACAUCCGGCGCCUCGGUGUCGCCUCUGCGAUCAAAAACUCCGCUUUCCUCGUCUCAUCCCAUGAGAUCCUCCUCUCCAAUCUCUCCCUCGAUCCUGCUCUUCCACCACCCUCCAUCGGUGCAAAUCUGCUGCCUUACAUACUGCUCCCUCUCAUGGGUCCUGAAGAAUACUCCGAUGAAGACACCGACGGUAUGCUUGAUGAACUACAAUUGCUUGAGCCGGAUAAAGAGAGGGAGAAGGAUGCCGAGAUCAUGAAGACACAUUUGGAGACGUUGCUGUUGCUGAGUACAACCAAGGAAGGGCGAGAAGUGUUGAGAAAGGUCAAGGUGUAUCCGAUUGUGAGGGAGUGCCAUUUGCAUGUUGAGGAUGAGAGUGUCAGGGAGGCGUGUGAUAGGCUCGUGCAAGUUAUCAUGAGGAAAGAAGAAGGUGAAGAGGACGAUGUGCCUAAUGGGAGUGGAGGCGGGGGUAGGCUUGUGGAACUGAAAGAAGGCGAGGACGAUGAGGACGAGAGGAUUAUUGAUAUUUGCUGAGGAUUUAAAUCAUGCUAUCGCAGAACUCGGGCCAUAGCUACGGUAUGUCGGAUUUUUCAGCCCUCGCUGGAAUCAAAGAGGAAGCCAGGAGGAUCUAGUCUCGGUUGCAAACCUGAUCCUUCUCUUGUUCCGUUUUACCUAGGUGACAGCCCGCAGGUAUUCAAUAG
This is a messenger RNA of Lindgomyces ingoldianus, 1319 nucleotides long. Its product is annotated as DNA-binding protein-like protein HGH1. Lineage: Eukaryota; Fungi; Ascomycota; Dothideomycetes; Pleosporales; Lindgomycetaceae. The transcript has 5 exons. The coding region runs from base 10 to 1152 and encodes 380 amino acids. The record is from RefSeq and is a predicted model, not a curated record.